AUGGUGAAGGUGAACCUGGCAGGGAAGAUUUUAUCUUCCCAAGCAGAGUUGAUGGACACCCCGGCCUAUAGUGACUGUGGCGGCCUCCUCACAGAACAUUUGGGCAAGAUCUCCAACUAUGUUGGGCCAAAAACUGUUUGUGUCUGGACCAUCCAGGAGAACCCAGGUCUCCAUGUUGCUCUGGUAAUACCUGCCCUCAACCUCACCUGUAAUAAAGAGUAUUUGGAAAUCCAAGAUGGACCUCCAGGAUCUGAAAGCUACGGGAAGAUUUGUGAAGGUUUAGUUCUCACGUUUCAUUCUUCUUCCAACAUCAUGACCAUCAAGUACACCAGAAAAUCCGACCACUCAGCCUCUCCCUUUGAUGUAUAUUACUAUGCUGAUUCAAAAGACGACACCGGCAUCCUCGUGGUGACCACAGUUGUGGCUGUUCCAGCCGUUGUGGCUGCAGCUCCACAGGUCGGACUCGUGUCCUGA
Messenger RNA from Ceratotherium simum simum (southern white rhinoceros), 474 nucleotides. NCBI's taxonomy places the organism in Eukaryota, Metazoa, Chordata, Mammalia, Perissodactyla, Rhinocerotidae. The record is from RefSeq and is a predicted model, not a curated record.